CAGCUGAUUGCCCAUCGCCCUCUCGCUCGCUCUCUUUCCUUCCACGCCGUCAGCCGCAAAAAGCAGCGGACGCCCAAAUAUUCCUGCAGCCGGAGUUCAGCGGAAAGCGGAUAGCGUCCACGCGAAAAGGUGAAAGAUAUAUACUUACCAAGAUGCCGCCGAAGAAGCACGAUGAACCGGAACGCAAGCCGCUGAUCGGAAGAAUCGGCACGAAUCUGAGAAUCGGAAUCGUCGGCGUUCCCAACGUGGGCAAGUCCACCUUCUUCAACGUUCUGACCCAAAGUGCCGCCCCCGCGGAGAACUUCCCCUUCUGCACCAUCAAGCCGAAUGAGAGUCGUGUUCCGGUGCCCGAUGAGCGAUUCGAUUACCUGGUGGACUACCACAAGCCGGCCAGUGUGGUGCCCGCCUAUCUGAACGUCGUGGACAUUGCCGGCCUGGUGAAGGGAGCCGCCGAGGGUCAGGGUCUGGGCAACGACUUCCUGUCGCACAUCAGCGCCUGCGAUGCCAUCUUUCACCUGUGCCGCGCCUUCGAGGACCCGGAUGUGACCCAUGUCGAGGGCGAGGUGGACCCGGUGCGCGAUUUGGAGAUCAUCUCCGAGGAGCUGCGCCUCAAGGACGAGGAGAAUCUGCUCAAGAACCUGGACAAACUGGAGAAGGUCGUGGCCCGCGGCGGCGACAAGAAGCUGAAGCCCGAAUACGACUCGAUGGUCAAGAUCAAGGAGAUCCUCGUCGACCAGAAGCGUCAUCUGCGCUUCGAGGACUGGAAUGCCCAUGAUAUUGAGGCGCUGAAUAAGUAUCUGUUCCUGACCUCCAAACCGAUGAUCUACCUGGUGAACCUCUCCGACAAGGACUUCAUCCGGAAGAAGAACAAGUGGCUGCCGAAGAUCAAGGAAUGGAUCGACAAGAACGAUCCGGGAGCCCUGCUGAUCCCCUUCUCUGGGGCCUUCGAGCAGCAGAUGUCCGAGAAGGACGAGCUGGAGCGCAAGGCCUACGAGACGGAGACCAAGUGCAAGAGCAUGCUGGAGAAGAUCAUCGUGACGGGCUACAAGGGCCUGCAGCUGGAGUACUUCUUCACCGCCGGACCGGAUGAGGUGAAGGCCUGGACCGUGCAGAAGGGCACCAAGGCACCGCAGGCCGCCGGGCGCAUUCACACCGACUUCGAGAAGGGAUUCAUCAUGGCCGAGGUGAUGCACUUCGAGGACUUCAAGUCGGAGGGCAGCGAGGUGAAUGCCAAGGCCGCCGGCAAGUACCGCCAACAGGGACGCAACUACACCGUCGAGGACGGCGACAUCAUCUUCUUCAAGUUCAACGCCGGCGCCGGCCUGAAGGAUGCCAAAAAGAAAUGAUACCGUCUGGCCAUGCUCAUCGCCAUGUCCGCCGUUCUGUACAUUAACUUGAUCUUAUACUCCCAGAUGUUUCGCUUCACCAGAGGCUAGCUCCUCGUUGCCCAUGCCCUCACUCUCAUGUUCGAGGCCCAACAUGCAUUUUGAAUUUCCUUUUUUUUGUACGCUAUGUAAACACGCUUAUGACACACACACACUAAACCGUUGUUUGUUAUUGUAUCAGGCGGGAUUUGAUAUAAAACCAUCAUUGUGCAAGACCUUU
Molecule: messenger RNA, 1605 nt
Organism: Drosophila suzukii
Lineage: Eukaryota; Metazoa; Arthropoda; Insecta; Diptera; Drosophilidae
Product: obg-like ATPase 1
Cellular component (GO): cytoplasm
Molecular function (GO): ATP hydrolysis activity; ATP binding; GTP binding
Source: RefSeq, a predicted model, not a curated record